Messenger RNA from Penicillium nucicola, 1506 nucleotides. RefSeq lists its product as uncharacterized. The transcript has 3 exons. Lineage: Eukaryota; Fungi; Ascomycota; Eurotiomycetes; Eurotiales; Aspergillaceae. The record is from RefSeq and is a predicted model, not a curated record. The coding region runs from base 1 to 1506 and encodes 501 amino acids.
AUGGGCAAUGUGUGCAAGUAUCUUUGCUCGCCAUUCGAAGAUCCGGCCCAUUUGGCCUCCUUCGCUUGUGAUGAAAUCACGGAUCUGGAACACGAAGAUGAUGCUAGACAAGAAGAAGUCCUUGUAUCCAAACGAAAACAGAGUCUGCUAACCAUCGACCACGAUACCCGCAGCUACCUGGAUCCCUUUCACACUUAUCCAUCUAGGCUGAGCCGUGAGACCAUCACUCGAAUCCUUCACUACUCCAUUCGAGAAAUGUGGCCGAAACUUUUCCCUGGCAUGAAAUAUAAGGGAAAGACCUUCACCCACGAGUGGAUGAAGUCUUGCCUAAACUGCCCUCCCUUGUUUAGUGCGUGGCUCCACUCAGGUGCAGAGCACAUCAUCAUCCGAGAGAGGGCAUCUGGCGUCCAAACGUCUACUCCGAAGGACAAGUACGAAUUACUUCUGAUGCGACAAGAAGCCAUCGUAGGGUUGAGAAAAGCUGUCGAUGAUGGCUCCCCGACAAUGAUUACGGACCAGAUUGUCAUGGCUGCGUUUGCUAUUGCGUUACAUCCACACGAGCGAGAUAAAGUCCAGCCCUCUCGGACUAAAAUGGCACCUCUAUCCAACCUACAACUUUUAACGCGAUUCACAGACAUCGUGAUAAUUGAUGGACACGUUCGAGGGCUGCGCCAUCUGGUCCAGGCCAGAGGUGGAUUCGAACAGUUACAGAUGCCUGGGCUCCGUGAGGGCUUGUCGAGCUGGGACCUUGUUGUAGCAAGCAAAACACUAACAAGGCCCUUCUGGCCCCUGCAGACGAGAUUAGAGCUCGACAGUGCUGCUGCGUUCUUGGCUUCCUUUGAACACUCCAACGUUGAAACGCGCAACUUACAUGUCGUUCUCUACUCAAAGAUCUCCCAACCCAUGAUCUGGGUAUUUCACUCCCUCCGUGGAUACAGCGCUCUGCUCGAAGGAUAUGCCGAUGGACGUCUUGUCGUACUUGAUCUGGGGUAUACGCUUCAAUUGCGAAAUCUAAUCCACUACCACGUAAUGACCAUUUCCUCUGCAAUUUCGGUCGAAAUCGAAUCAGUUUCAUAUAUUUAUGAGCCAUUUCGACUGGCGCUGAUUAUCUACAGCCUUCUUGUCGUGUUCCCUGUUUCAUUGACAACAAGUCCUUAUGAAAGUUUGGCGUGUCUUCUCCAGGACGAGCUGGAGUUGGUCCCUGACGAGGAGUGGGCAUCAAUGCCAUCACUAUUGAUAUGGAUUUUGACUCUUGGGGGAAUUGCAGCACUCGAUACACCGCAUCGCUUGUGGUUCGUGGAGCGAUUGCAUUUCGAGCUCAGAAAGUUGAACAUCGGCAGUUGGCAAAAGUUUCUACACAUUAUGGAUACCUAUUUAUGGCUAGAAACCCCUUGCGGUAUCGAGGGUAUGAUCGUAUGGAAGGAAGCUCGGCAGUAUGGUCACCAGCCGCUUGUUGAAGACCACAUUGCCCGGGGCUCUGUGUUUGAUAUUCCUGUCCGAGAUUAG